AGGAUAACUGCUAUUGUGCCAAAACAUCCGGGUUAAACUCAUGACUUAACAUUUUAUUAAAUCACGGUUUUACCACGGAUCUGUUCUGUGUUCUGCAAUCUGAAAGGUGUUGAUUAGUUGUAGUCAUACUUUGCAGUCGUAUUUAAACUGUUUAUAGUAAAUAUUACGCAAGUCUGGUUUUAAUGAUAGGUAAACAAGUCAAAUUCUACCCACAGCGCAGCUGAAUAACAGGAGGUGGUGUGUGUAUCGCACACACGCAUACGUAAGGAAUAAUUGACGACGGGCCGUUGAAUAAUUAGAAAAUAAUGCACACCCGAGGUGGUGAUGAGGCCACGACGCGAAGCGGAGUGUGUGGCGUCAUUUAAAUGGUCUACCAUUUAAUCGAGCAGGCACUUAAAGGGAUAAAGGCGGAGUCUCCAUAUGAUUGUGGAAUAAUAUAAAGAUAUUCUGCGUUUCAAGAGACCCCAGUAGGAAUCAUCUGGUCUGGAUCAGCACAGAAAUGGAGAAGGAGAGAAGAAAAAGAAGAGCUGCUUCUGAAAUGCCCCCCCCUGUGGGGUGUAAGAGAGAGAGCACUGAGAGUGUCCUGAUGAAGAGAGCAGACUCCCCUGUACCCAGCUGUGCUUCCCUGAAGAGUGACAGGUCAAUGGAACACCCGCUCUACUUCAAUAAGGGACAUUUUCCUACAGAACAAAGAGACCAAAUGGAAGAAUGCAGUUCAGAUCUACAUGAUAAAUCGGGUUUAUCAUCCAUAUCGAAGUCACUAGAGGAAAACGCUGUAAAGUUCCUAAAGGACGAGCUGAAGAAGUUUGUGAGGUACCUAGAUCAGAAUUACCCAGAAUGCUCUGAGCCUCAGCUGGAGGAGGACAAUGACCUGGACAGUGAUGGUCAGAUGCAGAAGACCUGUGGUAGAGAGGGAGCUCUGAAGAUCACACUGUACAUCCUGAGGACCAUGAAGCAAAAUGACCUCGCUGACAUGCUGGAGAAGAGACAGCUCAUGCUGCAAUAUCAGUGGGAAAUCAAAUGUAAACUUAAGAAGCAAUUUGAGUGUGUAUUUGAAGGGAAAGCUAAGGGAGGACAGCCAACACUUCUCAGUGAGAUUUACACAGAACUCUACAUAACUGAAGGUGGUACUGGAGGAGUCAAUGAUGAACAUGAAGUGAGACAGAUUGAAACAGCAUCCAAGAAAAGGCGAACAGAAGAUACUACAGUCAAGUGCAAUGAUAUAUUUAAACCUUUAUGUGGGCGUAAGACACCUAUCAGAACUGUACUCACUAAAGGGGUGGCAGGUAUCGGGAAAACAGUCUCUGUGCAGAAAUUUAUUCUCGACUGGGCAGAAGGAAAAGCAAACCAGGAUGUUCACUUCAUAUUUGCUCUUCCUUUCCGGGACCUGAAUUUGAUUAAGGAGGAAUACAGUCUGAUUGAACUGCUUCACCGCUUUGUCCCAGAACUGAAAUCUGUUGAAUCCACUGAGCUGUUUAGGUACAAAGUCUUGUUCAUCUUUGAUGGUCUGGAUGAGUGUCGCCUUCCUCUAGAUUUUCAGAACAAUGAGAGCUGGUUUGAUGCAACAAAGAAAAUGUCACUGGAUGUGCUGUUGACUAACCUCAUUAAGGGGAAUCUGCUUCCAUCUGCUUUCCUCUGGAUAACCUCCCGGCCAGCAGCAGCCAGUCAGAUACCUCCUAAGUGUGUCCACCGGGUGACAGAGAUACGAGGGUUCAGUGAUGCCCAGAAGGAGGAGUAUUUCAAGAGGAGAUUCAGUGAUCAGAGCCUGGCCAGCAGGAUUAUCACACAUGUGAAAUCAUCAAGGAGCCUCUUCAUCAUGUGCCACAUACCUGUGUUUUGCUGGAUUUCAGGCACUGUCCUUGAGAGACUUUUUAGUGAGACUGACAGGGGAGAAAUUCCAAGGACUCUGACUGAAAUGUACACACACUUCCUGAUCUUUCAGGCGAGUUUAAAAAUAGACAAAUAUUCGAAAAACGAUGAAACCAAGCUUAAUGAAUACAGCAAGGAAUUCCUUUUGAAACUUGGUAAACUGGCUUUUGACAACCUUGAGAAAGGCAAUCUCAUAUUUUAUGAGCAAGAUCUGACAGAGAAUGGCAUUGAUGUCACUGAAGCUUCAGUUUACUCUGGAGUGUGCACAGAAGUCUUUAAGGAGGAAUAUGGGUUGUAUGAGAAGGUGUACUGCUUUGUGCAUCUGAGCAUCCAGGAGUAUCUCGCUGCUUUAUAUGUGUUUCUAUCAAAAAGAUCAGUUAAACUGCUGGAGACUGCAGUGGAUCAGGCAUUAAAGAGCACGAAUGGACACUUGGACCUUUACCUCCGCUUCCUCCUGGGCCUCUCAACAAACUCCAGUCAGACUCUGUUACAAAGACUACUGGGACAGACAGGAACCAGCUCACAUAAUAUUACAGAAACAGCCAAAUUCAUCAAGUGGAAAAUACAGGAGAAUUUAUCUCCAGAAAGGACCAUCAACCUGUUCCACUGUCUGAAUGAACUGGGUGACAAUUCUCUAGUAGAGGAAGUACAAAGAUACCUGAAUUCAGGAAGCCUUUCAGCAGAAGACCUCUCACCUGCACAGUAUUCAGCUCUGGUGUUUGUGUUACUGGUGUCAGAUGAGGAGCUGGAUGUGUUUGAUCUGAAGAAAUACAUCAGAUCAGAUGAAGAGCACUGGAGGUUGCUGCCUGUGGUCAAGAACUCCAGGACAGCUCUGCUGAAAGGCUGUGGUCUCAUAGAUAAACACUGUGAAGUGUUGACAUCAGCUCUAAGAUCAAACUCCUCACCCCUGAGAGAGCUGGACCUGAGUGACAAUGACCUGCAGGAUUCAGGAGUGAAGCUGCUCUGUGCUGGACUGGGGGAUUCACGGUGUAAACUGGAGAUACUAAGACUGUCAGGCUGUAGAGUCACAGAAGAAGGCUGUUCUUCCCUGGCUUCAGCUCUAAGGUCAAACUCCUCACACCUGAGAGAGCUGGACCUGAGCUACAAUCAACCAGGAGACUCAGGAGUGAAGCUGCUCUCUGCUGUACUGGAGGAUCCCAGCUGUAAACUGGAGAAGCUGCAGGUGAACAGCUGUAAUCUCACAGAGAGAUUCUGUGAGGUGCUGGCUUCACCUUUAAAAUCAAAUUCUUCACACCUGAGAGAGCUGGACCUGAGCGACAAUGACCUGCAGGAUUCGGGAGUGAAGCUGCUCUCUGCUGGACUGUGGGAUUCACACUGUAAACUGGAGAUACUUAGGCUGUCAGGCUGUAGAGUCACAGAAGAAGGCUGUUCUUCCCUGGCUUCAGCUCUGAGGUCAAACCCCUCACACCUGAGAGAGCUGGAUCUGAGCUACAAUCACCCAGGAGACUCAGGAGUGAAGCUGCUCUCUGCUGUACUGGAGGAUCCCAGCUGUAAACUGGAGAAGCUGAAUGUGGACCACGGUGGAGAGUGCAGGACCAGACCAGGCGUACAGAAAUACUCCUGCCAGCUGACACUGGACCCCAACACAGCAAACAGAUUCCUGUCUCUGACAGGGGGGAAUAGGAAGGCGACAGGGGGGGCAAAGCAGCCAUAUCCUGAUCAUCCAGAGAGAUUUGAUGUCUGCCCCCAAGUUCUGUGCAGAGAGAGUCUGACUGGCUGCUGUUACUGGGAGGCUGAGUGGGAUGGAGAUGGAGCCUGGAUAGGAGUGACUUAUAAAGGGAUCGGGAGGAAAGGAGGGAGUGACUGUCGGCUUGGAUACAAUGACAAGUCAUGGAGUCUGUGCUGCUAUCCUGACAGAUACUCUGUCCGGAACAAUAAUAAACGAACUGAUAUACCCAUAGAGCCCUCAGGCUCCCGCAGAGUAGGAGUGUAUCUGGACUGGGGGGCUGGUGCUCUGUCCUUCUACAGAGUUUCCUCUGAUGGACUGACCCUCCUACACAGAUUCACCUCCUCAUUCAAUGAGCCUCUCUAUUCAGGGUUUUGGGUUGAUAUAAAAUCCUCAGUGUCGCUGUGCAUGCUGGGAUAGCUCACUGUGUGCUGGAGGAAUAAUCUUUACUUAAUCUUAGGGUGUGGAUGCUGCUGGCUCUCCAUGGUAAAUCAUCUACCCAACCCAUAUAAUCCUUUUUACUCUGAAAUGAUUCGUGCCCAUUGCUUCCGGGAUAGGCUCCGGACCCCCCGCGACCCAGUAGGAUAAGCGGUUUGGAAAAUGGAUGGAUGGAUGGAUGAUUGUUAGACAAAAAUUAAUUACUGGGUUCAGGAAGCUGAACAAACAUGCAAAAUAAGAGUUUUCCAUCCAUCCAUCCAUUUUCCAAACCGCUUAUCCUACUGGGUCAUGGGGGGUCCGGAGCCUAUCCCGGAAACAAUGGGCACAAGGCAGGGAACAACCCAGGAUGAGGGGCCAGCCCAUCCAUCCAUGAUUCACCUAUAAUAUUAUUGUAUUAAGGUUAAACUGCAUAACCAUGUUUUUUUUUUUUUUUAUCUCUCUGAUCACUUAUAUAACUUGUUUUUCACAACAAGAGCAUCCUUAUCUUAUGUGAAAGACUCCUCGUUCUGGGAUGCUUACCCUAUUCAGGACACUUACGAUGUUUCCCCGGGUUUGGAGGGGCUUGCUGGAGACAGGGAAAGGUGCUGCUCAAUAUAAUAAAAUUUUUGUACGCCA
Messenger RNA from Brienomyrus brachyistius, 4609 nucleotides. Its product is annotated as NACHT, LRR and PYD domains-containing protein 12-like. Gene Ontology annotation, molecular function: protein binding. The coding region runs from base 500 to 3976 and encodes 1158 amino acids. Lineage: Eukaryota; Metazoa; Chordata; Actinopteri; Osteoglossiformes; Mormyridae. The record is from RefSeq and is a predicted model, not a curated record. The transcript is spliced from 12 exons.